Pichia kudriavzevii is the source of this 1413-nucleotide messenger RNA. RefSeq lists its product as uncharacterized. The transcript has a single exon. The coding region runs from base 1 to 1413 and encodes 470 amino acids. The record is from RefSeq and is a predicted model, not a curated record. Lineage: Eukaryota; Fungi; Ascomycota; Pichiomycetes; Pichiales; Pichiaceae.
AUGGCGACCCAGAACUUGCCCUUUGAUAAAAAUUUCCAGCCGUCCAAGCUUACUCUGUCAACAAAGCUUAAUGAGUUUUGUACUGAUGUUUCAGUUAUUGGUAUGCUUGUGGGUAUUUCAAGGAAACUAUCAACCAAUUCAAGGAAACAAUACGACCAACCGUACAUUCUCCAUUUGACGGAUCUCCAAGAACCAGAUAUUAGUGUUACCAAUGGAUACGAUCCAUAUUUUGAAAAUGACUAUGGAUACCCGGGGAUCGAAAAACGUGUCUAUCACGUAACUAUGUUUCGUGCAUGUUUUGAUAAACUUCGUGAAAGUGUUUUCAAGGAGGUUGACUUAAAAGAACACGUUAGAUAUUUCACUUAUGAAUGUGGUCGACGGGAGUAUGCGGAUAACUUUGACGGAACAAAGAAAACUGCGGCAUAUGCCAAAGAGCUACAAUCUCUACAUCUCUGGCUUAUCAACCGUGUGAAAUCUAAGGUAUAUUCCGGAAACUUAGAAUUGACCUGUAAAAACGCAUUUAGAUAUGUUCCAAUCGAAGAAGUGAAGCCAGUGUUGAGAAAAUAUAACAUGUUGGCCGUGUGGAAGAAAUUUGAAGAAUUUUAUGGAGCUACAGAAGUAUUUGAUGAUAUCUUCCCCGAUGAUGAAGAUGAGCAGAGUAUACGAAAGAACACAACUUCCAUUCAAGAAAACCAUAUUGGAAAUACAACAAAUAUGGCAACUUCAUCAAAGUUAUCAAGUGAUGGAACUUCUCAAUAUAUGAAUGCACCAGAAGACGAUAGAUUUAGCUGCACGGGGAACAGAAAAAGACAGAAAACAGAGGAUCUCUCAAUGACCAAUAGUCAGGUCAUACCCGAUGUGUCAACACAGACCCAGGCAUCCAUAGGGGUCGGUGGCCAUUCCCCAUCUCGCACGGCUGCAACUGUUGCUACAUCUCCAAUCGUACCAGCAUCUACAAACGUUGCAGCUGCGGUAUACGAAGCUGCAUACACAUCGGUGCCGCAAAAACGAUUUCCUAUGGACUACUCUCUACUUCAAGACCUACAAGUGCCACCGCCAAAAUACUACCCACGGUAUGUCAUUGUCAAGAUACGCAUUCAUAAGCUCUAUAACGAAUACAUUUACGAUAUGGGAGAACACUUGGCACCUAAGCGGUUAAAACUUCGUCUUAUAGAUGAACAAGGUACUACUCUAUACGUGUAUGUCGAUCCGCAGAUUGUGCUAGACUUUCUCGACACGUCUGUCGAAGACUUCUCCUCGCUUUAUGAGGUAAACGAGCACAUGCGUCAAGAGGUUGAAGCUCGUAAUAAAAACAACGAGUUUUGGGGAGUGCUACUUGCACCAGAGGAAUGUGUUUCAGGUGUCGUACAAUGGUACGUUGAGUAUGUGACAAAGGCAGGAGUUGCCGAAUAG